Molecule: messenger RNA, 2041 nt
Organism: Gadus chalcogrammus (walleye pollock)
Lineage: Eukaryota; Metazoa; Chordata; Actinopteri; Gadiformes; Gadidae
Product: nucleophosmin-like
Exons: 7
Coding region: 1-405 (134 amino acids)
Biological process (GO): chromatin remodeling
Cellular component (GO): nucleoplasm; cytoplasm; nucleolus
Molecular function (GO): chromatin binding; RNA binding; histone binding
Source: RefSeq, a predicted model, not a curated record
AUGAACUGCUCCAACAGCACCCCCGUGCGGCCUGGUUUGGAGGAGUCCGACGACGAAGAUGAAGACGACGAAGACGACGUGGAAGACUCUCCUGUUCCGGUGAAGGCCAAGCCUGCGCCCAAAGCUAAGACCCCCGCACAGAACGGCAAGGGUGCCAAAUCCACCACACCCGUCAAGAACUCGCCCAAGACGCCCACCAAGACUCCCACCAAGAGCCCCAAGACCCCCAAGAAGACCCCCACCUUCGAAGAGGCCAAGCUGCAGAUCCUGGCGUCCAUCAAGAAGGGCCAGCCCCUCCCCAAGCUCCAGCCCAAGUUUGAGAACCUGGUGAAGAACGCUUACAAAAUUUCGGACGCCAAGGUCCUUGAAGAUCUCUGGAAGUGGAAACAGACAUUGACAGAGUAAAGCACCAACCCCCCCACCCCACCCCCACGUUGUUUCAAACCUGAGGUGACCGGUGUCCCCACACCGCUGACCCCUCAGACGUCCGGCCGCGACGCCGCCUAUCCAAAGCGGGCGCGAGGCGUGAUUGGCAUUUCUGUAAAUAAAAAAACUGUUCUAUCGUUAAAUGGCUCCUGAACUAUGAAGGCGGACUCCAGUGCCUUGUUCCGUUUGUUUUUAAUUAACUGCUGAAUAAAUUGACGAGGUCCACAUGCACAGUCGCCCUUGUCUUCAGUACGGAGUUGGAGGUUCGAGACUCGCCGGUUUCAACCCGUUACAUCAGCUUCUUUUACGCUCAAAGAUGGACUAAUCUGUUGUACAGCACAGUCAAAGUUUGCGGUACCAAGCGUAGUUGUAAAGCAUUUUGUUAGUCGCUCAAAUGAUGAUGGUUACUUCCUGUUCAAACCCUUGGGCAGAAACAUCUAGUGCUCUGGCUUUGGUACCGUUUGUUAUCUGAAGUCUGUUUUGAUCGAUUGUGAUUCGUGCCCUGAGAGCUUAACGAGGCAGGUUCUAUUUUCCGUCCCAAGUUAAUCAAUGGCGAAUAUUCAUGAAGCGCUUAAAUUGUACUUUAAGAAUUAAGUUGCUUAAAUUGUAAUGUCUGCCGUGACAUCUGCAUGACGCCGUUUGAACCCAAACCAUUCCACGCUUUGAUUUGUUAUUUUGCUGCAACGUUUAUUUGAAAUCAGCAUUGAGAUUAGUUCUUCACAUGUAUGUAAUUAGACUGUUUUGCAAUGGAUCUUGUAUAGCGAAGAUUUUUGGAACCUCGUUUGUUACCUGACAUAUGCAGCUGUCCACUUAAUACAUAAAGACUUCAAGAUCUAUGGCUGUGUUUUCUCUUUUGCAUCGUAUUGAUUAUUUUUGUUUCAGAAAUGUUUCAGUGACACACACGUAAAUUCAGCUGCAUCUUGGUUAAUUUACAUGUUAAUAUAGAGGGUUAUACUGAAAUCCUGAUAAGUUUAUUUCAGGUUAAGAAUGGACAGCGUUGAGCUUGGAAGUCCUUCAUCUCAAUUGAUCAAACUUAAAAAAGAUGUUGAAUGGCAUAUUCAUGAUAAAAUGCACAUGUUUUCGAAACAUUAAAUUUACAUUUUAUAAUCUGAAAGACAAGCAUAUAUUUGAAGCUAUUGCUGAUAAAAUAUAUCCAUCUAGCAUUGUGACUAGUUAAAGCCGUUUUCAAGAUAACGUUUACUUCUAGGUAUUUAUAAUCUCUCAUGGAGGUCAAAGGGUAACAUUAAAUGGUAGAGUAUCAAAUGGUAAUUGUGUUGCAUGCAUCAUAUAGGUUUGGUCAAAGCCUUGCCACUUGUAAUAAAUUUGCCUGUGUAGUUCCUGUCAAAGUCCGACUAAUUUCCCUGAGAGAUAGAAAUGUACGCAGACCAUAUCUGCAUGUCCAUGUGUCUCAAAGAGUUUGACAGCAUUCUACUUCAUACUCCAUCCUUUUGUUUGGCAACUGUCCUUUUUUUAAUGAAUCCCAAAUCCGUCGGUCCCUUUGAUUCCAAUGAAGUGCAGAUAGUUCGUUAUAAGGAUCCAGGGUUCAAUGAGUUCUGGCGUGUCCAAACCAAUUUAACACCAAGGUUUUCUUUAAGAUUUAGAUGGACGGUCAGAA